GAAGAAGAAGAAGAAGAAGAAGAAGAAGAAACAGAAUCAUCAAAUCAAAUCAAAUCCCUAAAAGUUGAUUCUGCAAUGGAGAAAAACGCAUCGACUUCAUCGUUGAAGGACUUGGGUCCAAGUGGUCUAGAUCUAACCAGCGCCUUUUUCAAACCGAUCCACAACUCCGAUCCUCCUCUCCCUUCAAACCGACGUACCAAAGUCUCCGUCGUCGGAGUCGGUAACGUCGGAAUGGCCAUCGCUCAAACCAUCCUCACUCAAGAUCUCGCCGACGAAAUCGCUCUCGUUGACGCCAAACCUGAUAAGCUUCGUGGCGAGAUGCUCGAUCUCCAACACGCCGCUGCUUUCCUCCCUCGAACCAAAAUCACCGCUUCCGUUGAUUACGAAGUCACCGCUGGAUCUGAUCUUUGUAUCGUCACUGCUGGUGCUAGACAGAAUCCAGGCGAGUCUAGACUCAAUUUGCUUCAGAGGAACGUCGCUCUCUUCCGUCAUAUCAUUCCUCCACUCGCUAAAGCUUCUCCUGAUUCUAUCUUGAUCAUUGUUUCUAAUCCUGUUGAUGUUUUGACUUACGUUGCUUGGAAGCUCUCUGGUUUUCCGGUGAAUCGAGUUCUUGGAUCUGGUACUAAUCUCGAUUCCUCUCGGUUCCGGUUCUUAAUCGCAGAUCAUCUCGAUGUUAAUGCUCAAGAUGUACAGGCAUAUAUCGUGGGAGAGCAUGGAGACAGCUCGGUGGCAUUGUGGUCGAGCAUAAGUGUUGGAGGCAUUCCUGUCCUAAGCUUUCUGGAGAAGCAACAGAUAGCUUACGAGAAACAAACCCUUGAGGAUAUCCACCAAGCUGUAGUUGGCAGCGCCUAUGAGGUCAUUGGGCUUAAGGGUUACACUUCUUGGGCCAUUGGCUACUCAGUUGCUAAUCUGGCUCGCACUAUCCUCCGUGACCAGCGCAAGAUCCACCCGGUUACAGUCCUUGCUCGUGGCUUUUAUGGUGUUGAUGGCGGUGAUGUCUUCCUCAGUCUCCCGGCUUUGCUUGGACGCAAUGGUGUGGUUGCUGUGACCAAUGUUCAUAUGACUGAUGAAGAGUCUGAGAAGCUGCAGAACCGAAGAGUAUUAGCCUCCGCUUCUGGUUGUUCCGGUGGAGACUCGGCGGACAUGAGAGGUCUUUUCAAAUCCAAACCGCGGACUCCCGUUGAUAUUGUUCGUCAGACUCGCGAUCUCCUCCUCUAUGCCGAUCGAUCCAACUCUUUCCCUGACCUUCGAGAGUCCAAACGCGAGGAAAAGCUGGUGGAACUAAGUAAGAGCAUACGAGAUUUGAAGUUAAUUCUCUAUGGAAACAGUGAGGCUGAGCCUGUUUCUGAAGCUUGUGCUCAGUUGACUCAGGAGUUCUUUAAGGCUGAUACUCUUCGCCGCUUGCUCACUUCUCUUCCUAAUUUGAACUUGGAGGCCAGGAAAGAUGCUACACAAGUUGUUGCAAAUCUUCAGAGGCAACAAGUCAAUUCACGUCUUAUUGCUGCUGAUUAUCUUGAAUCCAACAUUGAUCUUAUGGACUUUCUAGUCGAUGGGUUCGAAAACACUGAUAUGGCGUUACACUAUGGUACUAUGUUUAGAGAGUGCAUCCGCCAUCAGAUUGUUGCAAAAUAUGUUUUGGACUCACAGCACGUGAAGAAGUUUUUUUACUACAUACAGCUUCCCAAUUUCGACAUUGCUGCUGAUGCUGCUGCAACUUUUAAGGAACUUCUGACAAGGCACAAGUCUACGGUUGCUGAGUUUCUCAUUAAGAAUGAAGACUGGUUUUUUGCAGACUACAACUCAAAGCUUCUUGAAUCAACUAAUUAUAUUACCAGGCGGCAAGCUAUUAAGUUGUUGGGCGAUAUAUUGUUGGAUCGGUCAAAUUCGGCUGUGAUGACGAAGUAUGUGAGCUCGAUGGAUAACUUGAGGAUUCUGAUGAAUCUUCUCAGAGAAUCAAGCAAGACUAUUCAGAUAGAAGCUUUCCAUGUUUUCAAGCUGUUUGUAGCGAACCAAAACAAGCCUUCAGACAUCGCCAACAUUCUGGUGGCAAACAGAAACAAGCUUCUGAGAUUGUUGGCUGAUAUCAAGCCGGACAAAGAGGACGAGAGGUUUGAAGCAGACAAAGCUCAAGUUGUGAGAGAGAUUGCAAACCUUAAGCUGCGAGAGCUUGCUUGAGCAUGCACAUAUACACAGAAGCUCAUGCUUUCUGUUUAAUCUUUGAAAGACAUUUUUGGACCAUCAAAGAUUGUUGUUAUUUAUUAGGUACUGUCUCUCUUUCUCUCUCUCAGCGACUAAUUGACUGGUCUGGAUUUUUUAGAUCAUAUGAAUUCACAUGUACACUCCUUUAGUGUCGAUCAAAUAAAAUGGCAUUAUAAUU
Messenger RNA from Arabidopsis arenosa, 2377 nucleotides. Lineage: Eukaryota; Viridiplantae; Streptophyta; Magnoliopsida; Brassicales; Brassicaceae. The record is from the annotation of a GenBank genome assembly.